CAUGAUGUCGACCCAUGAAAACCAACUAGCUUCCCCGUUACUUUUAGAUGGUCCGGUGGUCUACGGCAUACCUAAAGAUGGAGCACAGUGACGAGAAUAUCAAAUUCUGGAUGGCCUGUGAAACCUAGAAAAUUGCCUCGCGACGGGGCAGGAUUUCUCAGGCCAAGAAGCUGUGUAAGCUUUACAUCCAGCCAGAGUCCCCUCGAGAGAUCAACAUUGACAGUUCGACAAGGGAAGCCAUCUUCAGGAAUAUCCGCGAACCCACGGAGACGUGCUUUGAAGAGGCCCAGAAUGUGUACAUGCACAUGGAGAGAGACUCGUACCCCAGGUUUUUAAAGUCAGAAACGUACCAGCGGCUUGUGAAGGCUGUGCAGUCCAACGCCAAUUCCUGACGACCACUCGGAAGCCUACAGGGAGGACGGCCUAUGGGAAGUGCAGCUUUCUCGUUUGAAGUUUUAAAAAAGAAAACUCACAAAAUGAAAAGCAGGGUAGGAAUAAGGUACAGGGAAUCAAACCAUAAACUGGGCUCUAGUUCCCAAAGAGAAACAGACCCCAAAGGGAUGGGCCCUGGAACUGUGGGCCCGGACAGAACACAACCCGAGGCUCGUGGACGCAGCGCUCAGCUGACGCGCAGGGGAGAGGAGGGUCUUCCCCGCCGACCCCAGUGCACAACCUGCCCCGCAGUGGGCAGCUGACGGAUGCUUCCCGCGCGUGAAAUGCAGUGCCACAAUGUGCGGGUCAGUCCUUCAGACGCUGUAGCUGUAUGCGUUGUCUCUCUGGCACGAAUGUCAUGUACAGAAUGCUCGUGAUAACGUUCACUAGCAGACAAACCCAGUACCCACAGUGCAACCUACCGUGUCAUAUCAUGAGCGGUAUCAAAAAGAUUGCUUCUUGAGAAAUGUUUUGCCUGUAAAACUUUCCUACUAUGAUGUGCAUAACUGAAUUUCUCUGUUGCAUUUAUCUUCGACCUGUGAACAAUUUCUGAUGAUUCUAAGCUAUUAAAAGUGUAUUCAUUACUUCAUUUAGUUCUAUGCUUUUAUCAGUGGAAGGGUAGAAAAUUUGGUUCCUGUACUUGGAGAUAUUUUUCCUUACAAUGUGAAUUCAUUAUGGUCCUAAUAAUCAAUAAAUCCAAAUAUACAUUCAAAGCUUAUAAAUGUGUUUUUUUAAGACACAAUGAAGUUAUCUUUCCAGUGAAAGACUGUUUUCCAUCCAUCCUGUCGCGGCGGCUGCUCAGACGUUGUUGGAGACUCCCUGGGAAAAAACUCACGUGGGUCUCAGGGAGCUCC
This is a messenger RNA of Phyllostomus discolor (pale spear-nosed bat), 1286 nucleotides long. It is a transcript of the gene RGS13, whose product is annotated as regulator of G protein signaling 13. The record is from RefSeq and is a predicted model, not a curated record. NCBI's taxonomy places the organism in Eukaryota, Metazoa, Chordata, Mammalia, Chiroptera, Phyllostomidae.